UAUGCAGUAUACGAUGGGGAUAUCUGGGGUAGAGGCCAUUUCCGCUGCGGCAAACGUAUUUCUUGGUAUGACCACAGUUCCAAUUAUGGUCAAGCCAUACUUGAAAGACAUGACGUCAUCGGAGCUCCAUUGCCUUAUAACUGGUGGGUUUGCGACAAUCGCGGGAAGUGUGCUAGGUGCUUACAUAAGCUUUGGUAUCAGUGCCGCUCAUCUUCUGUCAGCUUCCGUGAUAUCAGCACCUGCUGCUAUAGCCGUGUCCAAGAUAUUCUAUCCAGAGACAAAGAGGCCAAAAACCCUGAAAAGCGAUUUUGAAUUUCAAAUGCCCCAAGAGAAGAACAUAAUGGAGGCAAUGGCAAAUGCAGUACAAGAUGGCCUCAAAAUAUGCGCUGCUGUAGCCGCACAACUAAUAGCAAUUAUUGCAGAACUUGCAUUUCUCGACGCUGUCCUUGCUUGGUUGGGUGCGUUGGUGAACUACCCUGAACUAACUUUUUCACUUAUUUGUAGGUAUUUACUCUAUCCCACGUCUUGGCUCAUGGGAGUCGAUACACACGCCGAUUGCCAUACUGUUGCUGAGUUGGUCGGAACGAAAACUUUUGCCAACGAGUUCGUGGCAUAUGGCGAUUUGAGUGUUCUUAUUAAAAACAGAGAAACAGGACUAGGACCGACUCUAACGGUGCGAUCGGAGGUCAUUGCCACAUAUGCCUUGUGUGGAUUUUCGAACCUGGGAAGUAUCGGUGUAAUGAUUGGUUCAUUCGGACCUAUAGCAAGUGACAGGAAAGCUGAAGUAGCUAUACUGUGUUUGCGAGCGAUUGUUGCUGCCACAGUGGCAUGCCUUCUAACUGGAUGCAUUGCUGGUCUGCUGUACGAUGAAGGUCCGCGCUUAUAUGUGCCUGACUCUCUUGUUGGAAAUAUGACGACCGCAGUUUACUGAAGCAUCGACCCCUCAGAUCAUCAACGUACGUGAAUUUGCACACGCGGCAGAACACAAAAACCAAUCCUCAUUAUUCAGACAUAAGUUUUUAUCUUCGCCCAAUGAACCACUAGAUACAGUUUACUUCGAACACUGGUCAUAAAAUGCCAUGAUGACAUAAAUGUGCAUAUGGAAACAAACAAAAACCAAGCAUAUUUCUGUUUCAAAUAAUCAGUGAAUUGCUCUAUAUAAUUACAUGUCAUCCCAUAUACAUGUAGAUCAAAACCAUAUCGUCUCUGGGCGGCUAUUCACCCAUUAACAUCACAUAAUCGCUCCAUUGCUAGAAGAUUUGAAACUGCAAAUAACUCAUCUCGGAGUCCAUGAGAGUUAAUUAAUUUGU
This is a messenger RNA of Saccoglossus kowalevskii, 1310 nucleotides long. RefSeq names its product solute carrier family 28 member 3-like. Gene Ontology annotation, cellular component: plasma membrane. NCBI's taxonomy places the organism in Eukaryota, Metazoa, Hemichordata, Enteropneusta, Harrimaniidae. Gene Ontology annotation, biological process: nucleoside transmembrane transport. Gene Ontology annotation, molecular function: nucleoside:sodium symporter activity. The record is from RefSeq and is a predicted model, not a curated record.